Molecule: messenger RNA, 1923 nt
Organism: Dictyostelium discoideum AX4
Lineage: Eukaryota; Evosea; Eumycetozoa; Dictyosteliales; Dictyosteliaceae
Exons: 2
Coding region: 1-1923 (640 amino acids)
Biological process (GO): transmembrane transport
Cellular component (GO): membrane
Molecular function (GO): transmembrane transporter activity
Source: RefSeq, a predicted model, not a curated record
AUGACACAUAACGAUGAACGAAUCCCAUUCGAGAAUGAUGAUAAUAAUGAUAAUGACAACAAUAACCACCAUCAAAACAUCCAAAUCGACGAAAAUAUAAGUGAUAGUAAUUCGAAUAACCACCACCUCGAUAAUAGGUCAUACUCUGAAGAUGAUUUCUCCGAUAUAAGGUUAAGUGCAAGUAAUAAUAAAACAACAAUAAUUACUAAAAAUAAUUUUAAUAAUAAUAAUAAUAAUAUCACUGCCACCACCACAACAACAACUGCUUCUACCACUGGUGAAAUUGAAAUGGAUGAUAUAAAUCAACAUCAAUACAAUGGUGCUAUCAUUGGUAAUGGUCAAUCUUCUGAAGACAGUAUUGAUAAUCAUGAAGAAGGAGCAAGUAACGAAAAUCAAAAAAUGUUAGACAAAGAAACCACCACCUCCAAAGAUUCAGAUUCAGAUUCAAGUGAUGGAAUUACAAAACCAAAGAUUUUAGAUGAAAUGGAUGAACCAGCUCAACCAAUUCCAAGACAUAUUUGGAUUAAAGUUUUAUUAGUUUACUAUGCUGUAUUUUCUGAUGGUUUAUCACUCACUUUGAUUCAACCAUUUUUACCUCAAAUCCUCGAAAAGAGAUGGGGUUUUGAACCAGCUGAUGUUGGUUAUGUUUCUGGUAUUUUAGUUGGUGUAUAUUCAUUCGCUCGUUUUGGUUCUGGUUUUUAUUUAGGUCAUUUUUCAGAUAAAUAUGGAAGAAAACCAUUUUUAGUAAUGAGUUUAUUUGUUACAGGUAUUGGUACAGUUUUAUUUGCAUUAAUGCCAAAUGUUUGGUUUGCACUUGGAUUAAGAAUGAUUGAAGGUUUGUUUAGUAAUACUACAGCAUUAUGUCAAGCAACAUUGGCAGAUAUGGUAGAUAAAAAGAAUAGAGCAGCGGUUUUUGCUUAUUUAGGUGGAACUUAUGCUUUGUCACGUUGCAUAAGCUCUUCAAUGGGUGGUUUCAUUGUAAAGAUAUUCGAGGGUACUAGUAAUCCAUACCUUUAUCCAUGUAUUAUAGGUGGUGGUAUAGUUUUGUUAUCAUCAUUACUUAUACUUGUAGCUCAUCCUGAAACUCAUCCAAAAUAUACCACACUUUCCUAUGAUGGUAAUGGUAAUGGUAAAGAAUAUAAAACCAUCAACCAAGUUACUACCACUCAAAUCGAAGAGAAUAAUAAAUCAACAACCACACCAAAAGAACCACCUAAAAAAGAUAAGACAUUCAAAGAAGGUAUGCAAAUUAUUUUGAAAGAUCGUGGUUUAUUAUUGUUAAUGGUAGUUGGUGGUUUAAAUAGUUUCAACAAUGGUGGUUUAUUAUUGUCAUUGGUAUUGUUUUCAUCUGCACCUACAGUGAAUCGUGGUUUGGGACUCGAUUCAAUGGGAUCGGGUAUCAUUUUCACCAUUCUUGGUUUCUUUGGUUUCUUAUGGCAAAUUUUAUUGUUCAAAAAGGUUUCAGGAAGAUUCGGUCUAAAGAGACAAUAUACAGUUGGUAUGAUUUUAUUAUCGAUUGGUAUGGCAUUGUUCCCAUUAUCUUAUGUCGCUUGGAAUAUUCAAGGUUAUCCAUUGGUUUGGGUUACCAUUGGUAUCGUGGUGCCAAUCAUUUCCGUUGGUUUCAUGAGUGGACUUCCAAUUGUACAAGGUAUGGUUGCAAAUUGUUCAAAUCCUGAAAUUCAAGGUUUAACUCAAGGUUCAACCCAAUCCAUCAAUUCAAUGCUUCGUUCAUUUGGUCCAGCAAUCUCUGGUGCCAUUUUCAGUGCUUCAACCGCUCAUAGUCAACCAUGGGUACUCUUUAUUGUUCUCUCCAUAAUUUAUGUUUGUGUGGCUAUCGUUAGUCUUUAUUUACCUGAUACAGUUGAUAUCAAUCAUAAAGCUUUAAAACAAAAGAGAGAAUUAAGAAAAAAUAAUUCAAAUUAA